This is a messenger RNA of Meloidogyne enterolobii, 1715 nucleotides long. The record is from the annotation of a GenBank genome assembly. Lineage: Eukaryota; Metazoa; Nematoda; Chromadorea; Rhabditida; Meloidogynidae.
CGCCGCUGCCGCCAUAUACACAUUACUACAUCAGACUAAAUCAAUAUAUUCAACAAUUAUAUUUUAUUAUUGCGAAAGUGAAGCAAAAAAGCUUUUUUUCCUAGAUGACCUUGACACCAAUUUUAUCAAUAAUAUUCUUCUUUUCCAUCAGUCAAUUAUUAUCAUUUACUUUUUGUUCAUCACCAUCUUCUCUUCGUUUAAUUAGCCAUAAAACAAAUUUUGGUGUUGCUGCUGUUGUUGCUGCUUCAAAACAACAAAAAGAGGAGGAAGAAUUAAUGGAUGAAUGGGCUCCAUAUCGAAUGGCUUUUUUAUUAAUUUUGGUGGCGUCAACAGUAGCUUUGUGGGCUUCUUAUAAAUUGUUAUGUGAACAUCCAGAUGAUAAUGAAGAAUUACAACAACGUGUAAUUGCAUACCAACCUUUACGUCAAAAUUGUAAUCAACUAGUUUUAUCGCUUGAAGGAGGUGAAGGAGGAGAUGAACAACACAAACCUUUCAAAAAUUCAAUAAAAAAUUCUUUAUCAUUUUCUUCUACUUCUUCGUUUGAUGAGGAGGAUGAUGAUUUGACUUGUCUUUUAGUUGGUGGUGGGGAAAUGACUCGAACAAAAUUUACAGCAACAACAACAACUACAAGACUUAAAAAAGGUUUAUUAUCAACUGGUAAUAUUUAACUGACUAAAAAUAUUAUUGAAAAAUUGUGAAAGGUUUAUUUUUUUUAUAAAUGUUCCCGUAGUAGAGAAAAACAAAGCUUUGAUCUUGAACCUUUAAUUAAUUUUUUUUCAUUUUUAUUGGGCUACUAAGAGUUAUUUUGAUUUUUAACAGAGUCCUCUUUUCUAACUUUAAUAUUUUUUUUCAUGGACCAAGAGCUGAAAUUUAAGUGUCAUUUUUCUGGUGUCAUUUUUUCAGAUAGGGUUUUCCUAUUAUUUGUCCUUAACUUUUUUUUUGUUUCGGGGCUAAAAUUAAUUUGUUUAAGGUGUCGCUUAAAAAAUUAAGGAUCGGGAUCAAGGCUUUUUUUUUUAAAUUUCUAAUUCCCUUUUAAAUAAAAUAUUUAAAUUUUUAUAUAAUUCUGUUUUUGUUCUCAAAAUUGACCCUUUCUCUUUUUAUAAGUAAUUCAAUAAUUAUUUUUAUAUAAAUAGGGUUUUCUGGUUUCAAUAUUACCAAGUUUUUCGAUAUCCAAAACGAGAGGAAAAAAAGUUUUGGUUCCGAAUUGAAGAGAAAACCCCUAUUUUUAUAUAAGCUUUUGCGUUCUCAUCCCUUCCUUUACUUUAUCUCUCUCAUUAAAAAAUUUCUGCGAUAUUCAUAUAUAAAUUAAUUAAAAAAAUAUAUAUAAUUAUAAAGCGAAAGCAUCUCAAUUAUUAUUAUUUUAUCCAUUUUUUUCUUAAGCCAAGAAUUGAAGUCACAAAAAAUUUUUAAAAAUUCUUUGAAAAACGGAAUUUUUUUUGCUUAAUUUGGUCCAGAAAAAAUUUUUUGUCUUCAAUUCAUAGUUCCCCCCCCCUUUCUUUCCCUUUUUUCUUAAUGUGCCACACGAAGGUUUUGUAAUUUUUCGAUCUAAAGUGCCUUGCUGAUCUCUCAAAAGUUGAAAAGCAAAAACAAAAUGAAAAUGUUCUCUCUCUCUAUCUUUUUUUACUUUUUUUUUAUCACAUGGGGAAUUUCAACAUGGUUGUUUUUGAAUUUUUUUACUAAAAACAGAAAAUUUAAUAUCUCAAAUUUUUUUUAUA